AUGGCGAUAUUCACCAUCAUUCUGCUUGUGAGCACAGCUUUUGCUCUGGGAGAUGCUAUGACACGACCCAAGACCCCAUGUGAGGUUGCUAGACGUGCCGCUUUAAAUGGCUCAAUUGGAGCCUACGUUCCCACAUGUGACGGCAAUGGACAAUACACCCCAGAGCAAUGUUGGGGCUCUACAGGUUACUGUUGGUGUGUGACCAGUACCGGACAGAAGAUCCCGGGUACUGAGACUCCACCAGGCACUGCUAUCAACUGCUAG
Messenger RNA from Salvelinus namaycush (lake trout), 264 nucleotides. Its product is annotated as equistatin-like. The record is from RefSeq and is a predicted model, not a curated record. The transcript has 3 exons. Bases 1 to 264 code for a protein of 87 amino acids. Gene Ontology annotation, biological process: cell-matrix adhesion. Gene Ontology annotation, cellular component: basement membrane. NCBI's taxonomy places the organism in Eukaryota, Metazoa, Chordata, Actinopteri, Salmoniformes, Salmonidae.